AUGGCGACCACUGGCACCGAUGCAGACCACGAGGAUGGUCAAUCACACCACCUUGAGCACUCGGUCCACCAGCGGCUGAGGGCGAACUCGUCCAUUAUGCAGCUCAAGAAGAUUCUCGUGGCCAACCGAGGCGAGAUUCCCAUCAGAAUCUUCCGAACUGCCCACGAACUCUCCCUUCAGACCGUGGCUGUCUACAGCUAUGAGGACAGACUGGGCAUGCAUAGACAAAAGGCGGACGAAGCAUACAUGAUCGGCAAGCGAGGACAAUACACCCCCGUUGGUGCCUACCUGGCUGGUGACGAGAUCAUCAAGAUCGCUCUCGCCCACGGCGUUCAGAUGAUUCACCCAGGCUAUGGUUUCUUGUCUGAGAACGCCGAGUUUGCGCGAAAGGUCGAGGAGGCCGGCAUCAUCUUUGUCGGUCCCUCUUAUCAGGUCAUUGAUGCUCUCGGUGACAAAGUCUCGGCUCGACGACUGGCCAUGAAAUGCAACGUACCUUGCGUACCUGGAACCGAAGGCCCAGUCGCCAAGUUUGAAGAGGUCAAGGCAUUCACUGACCAGUAUGGUUUUCCCAUCAUCAUCAAAGCUGCUUUCGGUGGAGGUGGCCGUGGCAUGAGAGUCGUCAGAGACCAAGAAAGCCUAAAGGAUUCAUUUGAGCGAGCUACCUCCGAGGCAAAGUCUGCCUUUGGCAACGGUACAGUCUUUGUCGAACGCUUUUUGGACAAGCCCAAGCACAUUGAAGUUCAACUGCUCGGUGACAACCACGGCAAUGUUGUUCAUCUGUACGAACGAGACUGCAGUGUUCAAAGACGGCACCAAAAAGUCGUGGAGCUAGCUCCUGCCAAAGAUCUUCCGUCCGAGGUUCGGGAUGCCAUUCUCAAUGAUGCAGUCAAACUAGCUCAAUCCGUCAACUAUCGCAAUGCAGGCACAGCAGAGUUCUUGGUGGACCAACAGAACAGAUAUUACUUUAUCGAAAUCAACCCCAGAAUCCAAGUCGAACACACUAUCACCGAGGAGAUUACUGGCAUCGAUAUUGUCGCCGCUCAGAUCCAAAUCGCGGCUGGUGCCUCUCUCGAGCAACUAGGCUUGACCCAGGACCGAAUCUCAACGCGCGGCUUCGCCAUCCAGUGCCGUAUCACCACGGAAGAUCCUUCCCAAGGAUUCUCUCCCGAUACCGGCAAGAUCGAGGUGUACCGAUCGGCAGGAGGUAACGGCGUUCGUCUUGACGGUGGCAAUGGAUUUGCUGGUGCUAUCAUCACUCCUCACUACGAUUCCAUGUUGGUGAAAUGUACUUGCCACGGCUCCACCUACGAGAUCGUGCGCCGAAAGAUGCUACGAGCGCUGGUUGAAUUUCGCAUUCGCGGUGUGAAGACCAACAUCCCCUUCUUGGCCUCGCUUUUGACCCAUCCAACCUUUGUUGAGGGAACGUGCUGGACGACCUUCAUUGACGACACUCCAGAGCUGUUCAAACUGAUUGGCAGCCAGAACCGGGCCCAGAAGCUCCUUCAGUAUCUCGGCGAUCUUGCAGUCAAUGGAAGCAGCAUCAAAGGCCAGAUUGGCGAGUCGAAAUUCAAGGGUGAUAUCAUCAUGCCUACACUAUUUGAUGAGCAUGGCAAGGAGAUCAAUGUGGACGAGCCAUGCACGCAGGGGUGGAAAUCUAUCAUCGACAAAGAAGGACCUGCCGCAUUCGCUAAGGCAGUCCGAACGAACAAGGGCUGUCUCAUCAUGGAUACUACCUGGCGUGACGCGCAUCAGUCUCUGUUGGCCACACGAGUCCGCACGGUCGACCUGUGCAACAUCGCCAAACAUACCAGCCAUGCUCUCAGCAACGCGUGGGCAUUGGAGUGCUGGGGUGGAGCCACGUUCGAUGUUGCUAUGCGAUUUUUGUAUGAGGAUCCAUGGGAUCGACUCCGCAAAAUGAGAAAGCUGGUUCCCAAUAUUCCCUUCCAGAUGUUGCUCCGUGGAGCCAACGGUGUUGCUUACAAGUCACUCCCUGACAACGCCAUUUACCAUUUCUGCAAGCAGGCGAAGAAGAACGGAAUGGAUAUCUUUAGAGUGUUUGAUGCUCUCAACGACAUCGACCAAUUGGAGGUGGGUAUGAGGGCUGUUCAGGAAGCCGGUGGUGUUGUGGAAGCCGCCAUCUGCUAUUCAGGUGACACGGUUGCAACUCUCGGGCCGCUUUUGUCUCAGACUUACAAGCAACCCACGGUCCCCCUGGAUGCGCUCUUUUUGAACCCCAAGAAGAAAUAUAACUUGGAAUAUUACAUGAAUCUUGUCGAGAAGAUUGUCAAGAUUGGAACCCACAUUCUCGGCAUCAAAGACAUGGCCGGCGUUCUGAAGCCCAAGGCUGCUCGUCUUCUUGUUGGCUCUAUCCGCAAGAAGUACCCCGAUCUUCCGAUCCAUAUCCACACCCACGACUCGGCGGGAACUGGAGUGGCAACCUACGUCGCUUGCGCGGAGGCCGGCGCUGAUGCUGUGGACACGGCAUCAGAUUCUAUGUCAGGCAUGACGUCUCAGCCAAGCGUUGGAGCGCUCCUUGCUUCUCUUGAAGGCACCGACUACGACCCAGGUCUAAAUGGUCACAACGUGCGAGCACUGGACCAAUAUUGGUCCCAGCUGAGAUUGCUCUACUCACCGUUCGAAGCUGGCUUGACUGGCCCCGAUCCCGAAGUGUACGAACAUGAGAUCCCAGGAGGACAACUCACCAACCUGAUCUUCCAAGCCUCUCAACUCGGUCUAGGCGAGCAAUGGCUCGAGACGAAGAAGGCUUACGAACAGGCGAACGAUCUCUUGGGGGAUAUCGUCAAAGUCACUCCCACCUCCAAAGUGGUGGGUGAUCUCGCGCAAUUCAUGGUGUCCAACAAGUUGGAUGAAGAGGGCGUCAAGGCCAAAGCCAAGGAGUUGGAUUUCCCCGAAUCCGUGUUGGAGUUCUUUGAAGGAUACAUGGGUCAGCCAUACGGCGGAUUCCCCGAGCCACUGCGCAGCGACGUGCUCCGUGGGCGCCGAAAGAUGGACAAGAGACCAGGGCUGUACCUUGAGCCCAUUGACUUUGCCAAGGUCAAGAAGGACUUGAAGGAGAGAUUCAACACCACCGCGGAAACGGAUGUGGCGAGUUAUGUGAUGUACCCCAAGGUCUUUGAGGACUAUCGCAAAUUCGUGGACAAGUAUGGCGAUUUGUCGGUGCUCCCGACCAAGUACUUCCUGAACAAGCCAGAGAUUGGUGAGGAGUUCCACGUGGAGCUCGAAAAGGGCAAGGUUUUGAUCAUGAAGUUGCUGGCUGUGGGACCUCUGUCGGAAGCCACCGGCCAACGCGAAGUGUUCUACGAGGUGAAUGGCGAAGUUCGGCAAGUGACAAUCGACGACAACAAGGCUGCGGUGGAGAACACCAGCCGGCCCAAAGCCGAUCCGGGCGACAGCAGCCAAGUCGGGGCUCCCAUGUCAGGCGUGGUGGUGGAAGUUCGAGCCAAGGAAGGCCACGACAUCAAGAAGGGCGACCCGAUUGCUGUGCUGAGCGCCAUGAAGAUGGAGAUGGUUAUCAGCGCUCCACAUUCUGGCAAAGUUGGCGAGAUUCUGGUCAAAGAAGGGGACUCGGUUGCUGGAUCGGAUUUGAUUUGCAAGAUUGCAAAGGCGUGA
Messenger RNA from Fonsecaea nubica, 3630 nucleotides. RefSeq names its product pyruvate carboxylase. The transcript is spliced from 3 exons. Bases 1 to 3630 code for a protein of 1209 amino acids. Lineage: Eukaryota; Fungi; Ascomycota; Eurotiomycetes; Chaetothyriales; Herpotrichiellaceae. Gene Ontology annotation, molecular function: pyruvate carboxylase activity; ATP binding; metal ion binding. Gene Ontology annotation, biological process: pyruvate metabolic process; gluconeogenesis. Gene Ontology annotation, cellular component: cytoplasm. The record is from RefSeq and is a predicted model, not a curated record.